This is a messenger RNA of Guillardia theta CCMP2712, 1506 nucleotides long. RefSeq lists its product as hypothetical. The transcript is spliced from 13 exons. NCBI's taxonomy places the organism in Eukaryota, Cryptophyceae, Pyrenomonadales, Geminigeraceae. The record is from RefSeq and is a predicted model, not a curated record. The coding region runs from base 1 to 1407 and encodes 468 amino acids.
AUGGCCUCCAUGUGGUCAGCGCAGGCCUUUUCUUUGAGCCCGCACGUCUCGUUCUCCUCCUCCUCCUCAUCCUCUUCCACAGUAUUUCUGUCUCUCUUUCCUUCCAGGGCUCGGGGUCACACCUUCAACCUGGCAAGGCGGCGAUACUUGUCCACAACGAGAGCGAGGGCGAUUGCAAUGAAAAACAGCAAUGAUGGUGCCCUGGAUGUGGACACGACGAUAGACGAGGUGAUGAAGGACAUCAACAAGUACAUAGACAAGUAUGUCUUCGUCCGCGAUGUGUCUGCAGACGAUGCGGCUGAGAUGAGAGCGGCCGCUCUGGUAGCAAGGAGGAAGUACAGGCGCGAGGUGUCAGCGGGAAGCCUGCCCCAGAGCGUGGGAGAACUUCGAACAGGUCUCUUGCAGAGCGUGAGAGACAUUCUUGUCAACCAGCAAGAUCUUAUCGGCCCGGAUGAGUGGGAUAAGUUGCUCAAAGGUUUCUCGCAAUCAACGGCUGCUCAGCGCCCGAGCGUUGACUUGGAUGCGAUCAAAACACAGCUGCGAAGGCUGUUUCCCAACUGCUCCGAGCAAGGCAUGAAUGAAGUUCACCUUGCAGAGCUUGAGUUUGCCGCGAGGAGGGGAAUCACCUUAGAAGGAGCUACCGAGAUGUACUGUCGCGGCAUGCCAGAAUCCGAUGUGCUCAGUGAUAUCUUGUUCGCCACUGCGUCGAUCACUUACAAGCCGAAGGAUGAAGAGGUCCGGACAUCAGCAGGGCACCCAGCCAGGUUGCCUGAGAUCGGUGAACGAUGGGAGCUGGUGACUCCCCCGGUGAAUGCCGGGCCUUCAGCCUUCGGGAUCUUCUUCGACAUCAUCGCCAAGGAGCACCCUGUGGAGAUCACAGGGUUUGCGAGCGGCUCGUCCCCUGCAUUGAACUUUGGGGCUGGAAAAAGCAUCGUGACUCAGGUCUCGGUCUGCAAGGAAGGAAGCGGGAGGGGGAAGGAGCUCGACGGAACUCGCUGGGAGGCGCUGGGAGGGGGAGAAAUCUCACUGCCCAUUAUCUCUUGGAUGGACGGAAGGCCGGAAUAUGGCGAGAUUCCAUGCAGCAAGACUUUGAAGCUGAAGGCGGGAGAGACUCGAGGUGUUUGUAUCCACACCAACAACAUCAACGGAUUGAUCAUCAGGAUGACGAAAGAUGUGGCGUUGGAUUCUGACUUCCUCGAUCAAGAUUUCGGAGGAAACGACUCAGAUGACGAAGUGACAGGCUUGCCACGAGGAGCAUUUGCGCCAGGAGAAAUUUUCGCCGAGGAUUCCUGCCUGGCUCUUGCGUGUGGUUUCACGGCCGCCAGUCGCUCCUUUGACACGCCUCCUUCGUCUCAGCCCGUCAUUGCAGCUUUCGUGGGGAACGUCAAGUACGUGAGGGAAGGUUGAGAUGGAAAAGAACUAGAGAGAAGGAAAACAAGUUCCAGGAAGAAGUUGGAAAGACAGUAAGAAAGUUUGCCAUGCAGUUCCAAUAAAUCGAGGGGAAUC